Molecule: messenger RNA, 1383 nt
Organism: Protopolystoma xenopodis
Lineage: Eukaryota; Metazoa; Platyhelminthes; Monogenea; Polystomatidea; Polystomatidae
Source: the annotation of a GenBank genome assembly
AUGAAAUAUGGUAUAAUUACGCCGACUGGGGGUCCACGAUUUAAUGCUAAUGUGGAUAUCCAGUCCCUGUUUAAUCAAACGCGCAGCCUUCUAAUUGCCUCUGCUGCCAAUUUUGCCGGUUGCUUGCAUCCUGGUAUUGCCUCCGUCUCCAGCUCUUAUCCUACUCAUUUAGGUUCCAUUCCUGUGCUAAGUCAGGUUAAUACAACUGCUUCUGUCGCUGUAUCUCAUUCCUCCAUUGUUAGCCCUACGGAAUUUUUUCAGCAGCAGGGCUGUACAAACACCUUGUCUACCUACGGUCUCUUGACCUCAUUGCAUAAGCAGUCUCGUUCGCUUAACGCCCUCGAGGAAGAAAAGAAACAGAUUAAACCUAUCACCAUGUCUCUACGUCUCUCAGCUGAGCCACAUGAAUACUCACAUCUCCACCACAAACUCGACUUUGAGAACUCUCGCAUGGCUCAUAUCUCAAUUGCAAGUACAGAUGGUUCAAAUCUUACUGUAUCGCAAUCGUUGGGAGAAAUUACAAGUAAAAGCCGGCUAUUAGAAGAGCCUUACAUUGGUUCAGUUAACAGUCCUGCUGAUCUCGAUUUGCAUCAUUUUCCUAAGACCUCUUCUGUUGCCACCAUCUCUUCCAUUUUACCUGUUGUCACUACUGUCCCAUUCCACCCGGGGCUUAUUUCCUCUGACAUGAAACAAGUAUUACUGCCGGUUUCGACUGACGAUUCAAAUGGCCCACUCAAUGUGACGCUGCCAGUUAGUUCAGAGAGUGACAUUACCUCAUAUACAGCAAUGGCGCCACCCUCAACAGCGUCCCUACCAACUCUCAUCGUCCAGAGGCAAAUCCCUUCCUUACCCGGAUGCACAGAUAGCAAUAUAUUACAAGGCAAUGAUAAGCAGUCAAAGCUAUACACUUCACAUUCAUUUGAUGCAAAUGAGUCACUGAUACCUGCAUUGUUUAAGCAGUCUACUAAAAGAUCAGUGAGCACAGCAGACUCAUCGUCAAUGCGAAACCCUUUAAAUGGUCGGUUGCCCGCCAUUUGCUUUUCACGGCAGCAGCCAAUACAUCGUCUGGACGAGACAAAAAUCUGUUCAGCAGCUUCGAGCUGCAUCAGCCAAGAGGUGCAACAAGAGUCGAGCAAUCUUCGAGUACUUCCGAUACCACCUGGUUUAUUUUCUUCCACAUCCGUCAAUCGCUUAGGGGCUCCACUGGCCUCAAAUGCUGAUCUAGGUAACGACAGAACAGAUUCUGCCAAUACGUUGACAGGAUAUGUGCGGACCAGUGAUACUGAGCAAGUUAUUAUUUUUGGUUAUUUUUCCCAACUUAUUUUUUAUUACAACAUCGUAUUUUUUAACUAUACUUUGUCUUUUCUUUUCUUUUCUUUCUAA